AUGACGCGGCGUGAGUCAUGGUCACAUACCUGGCGCGUGACGGGGAAACCUUCCGUCGCAGAUGCGCCAGGUAAUAUGCAGAGAUUCGAGAUGAACAAGCUACGCUUGAUAGCGACUAUCCUCUUUAGUUUUAUUUUAGGAGCGACUGCAUUCAGUUACAAAGAGGCUAAGAACUGGGGGAAAAAAUAUCCGCAAUGUAAUGGAGAAUUCCAAUCCCCCAUAAGUUUCGUGGAACCCAUCGCGGGUCAGGGUUUUCCAGAAAUAAAUGAACCACUAAAGCGUACAGACUUUGAUCAAUUACCAAAAAAAAUAACCAUGAAGAAUACUGGUCACACUGUGGAAAUAAAAGCUGAAUGGUCUGGAAAACCUCCAAGGUUUACUGGUGGACCGCUUCAUAGUGAAUACGUAUUUGAAAAAGCCACUUUUCAUUGGACUCAAAAAAAGUCCGGUAUGGGUCCUGGCCCCUCUUACUAUGACAUUAUCGAAAAAAAUGUACAUAAGGUGGAAUCUAUAAAUUCAUCAGCAGUGAUACCCUCCUUUCCCAUAGCAAGUAUUUUUAAUGAUAAACGUCAACGUUUUCUAUUUUACGAAGGCUCAUUGGAAUAUCCACCUUGCUAUGAAUCUGUGACUUGGUUCGAAGAUAAUAUUUUUUCGCCUAUUAGUGACGCUCUGCUAAGGGGAUUCAGAAAAGUAAAGUUGGCCGAGGGAGACUUGUCCAAUAUUAGACCUCUCCAGGAAUUAAACAAUCGGCAAGUUAAGACAGUGUCUAAUUUGCAAAAUAUGUGA
Belonocnema kinseyi is the source of this 786-nucleotide messenger RNA. Its product is annotated as carbonic anhydrase 14-like. Gene Ontology annotation, molecular function: zinc ion binding; carbonate dehydratase activity. Bases 1 to 786 code for a protein of 261 amino acids. Lineage: Eukaryota; Metazoa; Arthropoda; Insecta; Hymenoptera; Cynipidae. The record is from RefSeq and is a predicted model, not a curated record. The transcript has 6 exons. Gene Ontology annotation, cellular component: cytoplasm.